GAAGUCCGGAGCAGAGCAAAAUCUCUAUGGUGCAUGUUUUUUGGGCAUCUAUAAUCCGAGAUAUCUCUGACACAAACGGAGAAGGAAAGGCAUGGCAACUAUGCAGGCGGUGAUGGGCAACCUUACAACGAUGGAGCGGCAAGUGUUAACGGCGGUGAAUACCGGCGGUUCGAGCCUGUCUUUGGUGGGGUCCGGAUUCAUAGCGUUGUGCUAUUUGCUCUUCAAGGAGCUCCGAAAGUUCUCCUUCAAGCUCGUCUUCUUCCUCGCCCUAUCCGAUAUGUGCUGCAGUUUCUUCAGCAUAAUUGGGGAUCCUUCCAAAGGAUUCUUUUGUUAUGUUCAGGGUUAUACAACACAUUUCUUCUGUGUAGCUUCUUUUCUUUGGACUACCACAAUUGCUUUUACCCUUCACCGAACUGUUGUUAGGCAUAAAACGGAUGUUGAAGAUUUGGAGCCUGUCUUUCAUUUAUAUGUUUGGGGAACUUCAAUUGUCAUGACAGUUAUACGCUCUAUUGGCAAUGACCAUAGGCAUAUAACUCGUCUAGGCAUCUUGUGCUGGGCACAAAGUGGGCGUGCAGCAAAGGCAGUUCACUUUGCUACUUUUUAUGCACCUCUUUGGGCUGCAAUCCUAUUUAAUGGCAUCACAUACUUUCAAGUAAUUCGGAUGCUUAACAAUGCAACUCGUAUGGCAGCUGGCAUGUCAGAUGCACGGACAGAUAUGAAGGCGCUCAACCGAUGGGGAUACUAUCCACUUAUUCUGAUAGGUUCAUGGUUUUUUGGCACAAUAAAUCGCAUACAUGACUUUCUUGAGCCAGACCAUAAAAUAUUUUGGCUUUCAGUACUUGACGUUGGUAUGGCUGCACUAAUGGGUCUCUUUAACUCAAUAGCAUAUGGCCUCAACUCAUCAGUGCGUCGGGCAAUUUAUGAAAGAUUGGACCUAUUGCCAGAAUGUGUGCGGAGAUGGCUCCCCAAGAGUUUCAGGUCAAGGGGGGGACAACAGCAAGAGGGUGAACUAAUUCCACUAAAAGUUGAGAACCAACGAUUGUGAAAGUGGAGGGGAAUGUACUAAAAACCAGUGAGAAAUCUGCUCGUCCAGGUCCCCAAGACUAUUUUUAGACAGGACUAAAAACCAGUGAACUAUUUUUUGCUCUUGUUUGUGCAGAGAUGAUAAAUGGUUGGCUCCAAGACUCGUUUUUUGCACAUUCAAUCUUUCCUUCGGGUUCUUUGGUCCAUACAUCAACACAGAUGUUAAAUCUGAAUCAACAGCCUCUCUUUCUUAAUGGAUUGCGAGAUGGUUAGGUUACUCUGAUCUACUGGGAAUCUUUACAAGAUGCGUGGGUUUAGGAUUAUCAUCACACUUUUGAAGGCAGCUGCAGUUGGCUAUGGCGAUGAUCUUAAUGAAGAUUAAUGACUUUUCUUCCAACAUUAUGCGCUUUUCAAAGUUUCAUGCUUUUUCCUCCAUUCUUCUGAAAAUUUCUUGUAUCUUAUCGUAUGUUGUACCCUUCGCAGGUUUAAAUUUGUAUGCACCCUGCUGAAUAUCCUAUAAUUAUGUAAGAUGAAGUCUUUAUUUCACAAUGCCAUAAUAGAA
Cuscuta epithymum is the source of this 1585-nucleotide messenger RNA. The record is from the annotation of a GenBank genome assembly. Lineage: Eukaryota; Viridiplantae; Streptophyta; Magnoliopsida; Solanales; Convolvulaceae.